AUGGGGCGUCCGGGCGUGGCCCUGCUGGUGGCGGCCACCGUGUGGCUGUGGGCCUCCUGGAAGAGCCGGGCGUCGGGCGCCCUCGACGGGGAGCGCUGCUGGCUCCGGGCGGCGGCGGCGCCUCCGCAGCACCCCUACGCCUCCUACCCCCGUCCGGCGGCGGCAGCAGGAGGGAGCCGGGGCGCGGGGCCUUUGCGGGCCAGGCGCGCUCGGCGCUCGGAGGGCAGCAGCGUGGAAGACACGUGGGGAGGAGAAGACACGUGGGAAGAGAGCAGCAACGCCUUCCCGCUGCGCCAGCACGCCAGGGCCGGCCUGUUGUCGCAGGGGCCGGGGGCCACCUCGGGCUCGGUGGCCGCCGUCUACUUCUCCGGCGCCAGGGAGCAGCUGCUGUUGCGCCCGGGAGUCUGCGCCCCGCUGCCCCGCGCGGAAUUCACCGUCGAGGCCUGGGUGAAGCCCGAGGGAGGCCAGAGCAACCCGGCCGUCAUCGCAGGUGUGUUUGACAAUUGCUCUCACGUUGCCAGUGACAAGGGUUGGAUUUUGGGCAUCCGCUCACAGGAGAAGCUGGGGAAGAAAGAUGCCCGCUUCUUUUUCUCAGUCCGGACGGACCGUGUCAAGAGAUCCUCUGUCAUAUUGGCACACCACCGCUAUCAGUUCAACACCUGGACCCACCUUGCUGCCACCUACAAUGGGCACCAGAUGUUGCUGUACCUCAACGGGGAGCGUGUCGCUCGUAGUUCCCAGCAGUCAGGUGCCCUGCACAGCCCGUACAUGGCCUCCUGUCGCACCUUGAUUUUGGGCGGUGACAACUCAGAGGAUGGGCACAAUUUUCGGGGGCAUGUGACCCUGCUAGCUCUUUGGAGUGUCGCUCUGCCACAGGAGAAACUUCAGCGGGCCUUCUUGAGAAAGAUUGAAGAUAGGGAGUCAGCUAUACUAUUCAGUGCCAGGUUCAGCCGCUUAGAUCAGCAGUGGGUGGCAUUUAAGGAUGGGACCUACCCCCUGGUGGAAUCCUUCCAAGCCCCAGAACCUCAAGUUCUGUCCCCGUUCUUGCCGCCUCCUUGUGGACAGACUGCCUGCGACAACGUGGAAUUGAUCUCCCACUACAACAGCCACUGGCCGCUGAGGAAUGAAAAAGUGGUGCGCUAUCGUGUGGUCAACAUCCAUGACGACGACGGGUUGCAUCCUACCGUCACCCUGGAGCAGAUAGUCCAUCAGCAUCGAGCCCUGAGCAAGGCCUUCGGUCCUUAUAACAUCACUUGGCAGCUGAACUUUCAUGAGGAGUACAACUCCUUGCUCCGUUACCGUGCUAUCCUCAUGAACUGCGAGCCCGGCAAGAUUGGCAACGAGGUCUGCGACCCGGAAUGCGAGCACCCGCUGACCGGCUAUGACGGAGGGGACUGCCGGCGGCUGGCACGCUGCUACACCUGGGAACGCAGAGACGGUGUUUGCAACAUGGAGUGCAAUAACAUGAUGAACGAUUUUGACGAUGGAGACUGCUGCAACCCCAGGGUUUCAUUGAUGUUUAUCUCUCUUUUCUCUCCCGCGCCACUCUGCAGGGCAUACAUGAGUGUGAAGGAGCUCAAGGAAGUCCUACAACUGAACAGCACUCACUUCCUCAAUGUCUAUUUUGCCAACUCUGUUCGGGAGGAGCUGGCGGGCGCUGCCACCUGGCCCUGGGACAAGGAUGCCCUCAGCCACCUGGGAGGAGUGGUCCUUAAUCCAACAUACUAUGGUAUGCCAGGUCAUACGAAUACGAUGAUCCAUGAAGUAGGGCAUGUCUUGGGACUCUACCACGUCUUUAAAGGGGUGAACGAAAGGGAAUCUUGCGAUGACCCAUGUAGGGAGACAACACCAUCUAUGGAGACUGGAGACCUUUGUGCAGAUACGGCUCCUACGCCCAAAAGCAAACUCUGUCGAGACCCGGAUCCUACCAACGACACCUGUGGCCAGACCCACUUCUCUGGAACUCCGUUCAACAAUUACAUGAGCUACACAGAUGAUGACUGCACAGACAGUUUCACCCCAAACCAAGUGGCUCGAAUGCAUUGCUAUCUGGAUUUGGUGUAUCAGCAGUGGAGUCUGGGCAGAAAACCCACCCCUAUUCCCAUGCCGCCGAUUGUCACUGGACAGAGCCAGGACUCCCUCACCAUACACUGGUCUCCCCCCAUUAGCGGGGCGCUUUAUGAAAGGGAAUCAGGAAAUCUUUGCGGAGACUGUGCCGAAGAUGGAACGUUUAGCCAGUAUGUACAUGAGGCCUCCUCUCCUCGGAUUUGCGAUUCCUCUGGCUACUGGACUCCAGAGGAAGCAGUAGGGCCUCCAGAUGUGGAUCAGCCCUGUGAACUCAGCUUGCAGGCCUGGAGCCCUGAGUUCAAUCUCUUCAACAUGAGCAUGACCACCCCUUGCCCUCAGCCACUUGGCUGCAUUUUGGAGCUGCGUUUCCUGCAUCCCGUCUACCCAGACUCUCUAAUGGUGUGGACCACCUACUUCUCUACGGACUCCCCUAGGGCACUAUCGGACAUAGAGAUCCUGACAGAGCAGGGGGACUCCGUACACCUGGGACCCAUGGACGUAUUCUGUGACAUCCCUCUCACAAUCAAACUCAGUCUGAACAAGAAGGUGUCUGGAGUAAAGAUCUACACUUUCGAUGAUCAUAUGCAGAUUGAUGCUGCCCUCCUGAUUUCCACACCCCAGAGCCUGCUUUGCUCCAACUGCAAACCGGUGAGGUACAGAGUUCUCCGGGAUCCACCAUUUCGGGAUGGAUCCCCAGCGAUGGUGAUGCAGCCAGGCCGAAAGUUUAUCGACACGGAAGUCAUGGCGGGCCAGUUGUAUCGGUACCAGGUUCAAGCUGUGGCCGGGGCAGCUGUAGGAGAAGCCUCCCCACCUCUGAUCCACCUCCAUGCCUCUUCUUACUGUGGUGAUGGGAAAGUAAGCAUGAGUCUUGAAGAAGAGUGUGAUGACGGAGACCAAUUAAAUGGGGAUGGUUGCUCUAGAACCUGUAAAAAAGAACAAGGAUUCCACUGUGUUGGUGAACCAAGCUUAUGCUAUGUCUAUGAAGGAGAUGGCCUUUGCGAACCGUUUGAGAUCACCAACAGCAUCGAGGACUGUGGACACUACACUCCCAAGGAGUACAUCGACCAGUGGGCCUCAGAGGCCUACUCUUCCCAUCAGGACCAAAAAACCUGCCCAGUUUCCCUGGUGACUGGAGAACCCUUUGUGAGAUUGUGCAAGCCUCAUCUUCAAGACACACUGGAGUAUCGACCUCUCAUGGCUUGGUUCCCUUGUACCAGCCACAACGUUCUGCAAGAUAUUGAGAAGGAGAAAAUGCUCUCAGAUGAUAGGAUUUGGCUGAAAGUAUGUUUCAGCAGACCCAGCACAGCUACCUCACUGCUUGUUUUUCUGGCUUCUGAUGGGAUGUCAGCUGGGGACCAGCCCAAACCUACUGUGACCGUUCAUUUGGGUGACAUCAGUGGCCGCAGCCACUUCCUGGCAACAUAUGAGCUGUCCUGUCAGCAGAAUCCACUGGUUAUCAACAUAACUGGCAAUCUGGCGGUUCGCCAAAUCAGCUCAGCUGUGUUCAACUUCUCCUCUCUUUCUGUGGGCAUUUCCGCGGUGGCCCUGCGGACGCAUUCUUCCUCAGAUGCUUCUAACCCAAGCAAUUGCCUCCCGGAAAACGAGGGAAGCCGCCACGAGAAAUACAGUUGCACGCCAAACACCUGCGGAGAACAAGGCAUCUGUGCGCUGCCACGUAUCCAUCAUUCUGCGGUGGUCAACUGCACCCCUAGCAAUCAGGGGUUCACACAGUGCUUCAUUACUUGUGAAAAGGGGUUUGUCCUACAUGCCAGUCAAGGGCAAAUGCUGCGCUCAGGACAGAAAGAAAUCCUGCUGACUUGCAAUUCUGGGCAGUGGGACCGAUCUGUGACUUGUGACCCCGUUGACUGCCAGAUUCCUGACCAGUCAAAUGUGCUUUAUGCUGAGUUCUCUUGCCCUAAAGGAACCACCUUCCUGAAGCGAUGCUGCUUCUCCUGCAUCAAGCCGGCUAAGCUUCAAGGAAUGAGUCAGUGGCUGACCUGCCUGGAGGAUGGCCUCUGGUCACUCCCAGAAGCUUACUGCAAGUUAGAGUGUGACACUCCACCGCCGGUCGCCAAUGCUAAACUGCUGUUCUCCCAGUGCAUGCAGGGGACCCAUGACGUCGGUUCUGUCUGCCGGUACAAAUGCAAGCCUGGAUACCACGUGGCAGAAACCACUGAGGGAAAGUCCAGGAAAAAGUUCCUGAGUAUUCAGUGUCUGGAUACUGGCUUCUGGGAAGAAGGCAGCUGUGUUCCAGUGCUAUGUAAGCCACCCCCACCAGUCUUUGAGGGAAUGUACAAUUGCACCAAUGGCUUUCAGCUCGACAGUCAGUGUGUUCUCAGCUGCAGCUCACAGAGUAAGAGGGCCCCAAUCUUAUGCACUAAAGAUGGUUUGUGGACUGAUGAAUUUAAGUUGUGUGAAGAUUUGCAAGGGGAAUGUUCACCACCCCAAGAACUGAAUUCAGUAGAGUAUAAGUGUGAGCAAGGUUAUGGAAUCGGUGCCGUGUGCAUACCUUCCUGCCUAAUUCCACUAUGUGAUCCUGUGACGCUGCCUGAAAAUGUCACUGUUGACAGCAUGGAUCACAGAUUACAGCCAGUCCGAAUCCAGAAUAUUGUGUGCACUGGAAAAUUAGAAUGGCAUCCAGAUCCAAAAGCCAUUCAUUGCAUUGAUUCCUGUGAGCCUUUCCUAGCUGAUGGCUGGUGUGACACUAUCAACAACAGAGCCUAUUGUCGGUAUGACGGGGGUGAUUGUUGCUCCUCCACAGUUUCCUCCAGGAAGGUGGUUCCAUUUCCAGAUGACUGUGACCAGGACGAGUGCAGCUGUCGGGACCCGGCUGCAGAAGAGAAUCAAUAACAGCAACUAAGACAGUCUGUGCUGUCAGGGCCAGAACCUGGAGGAAGAUUCAAGGCUUGUGGGGGAGCAUGAACAGGGGCACUGGAAGGGCUGAGGGACAGGAGCUGGCGUGAUCACGGAGGCCUAGUGCAACUGGGUGCGGCACAGGAGGAAGGCAAUGAGGAGAGGGCAGAAGAACAGGAGGCAUAAGAGGAGGGAAAGGAACAGUCUGAAGACUCCCCAGUUCAAAUCCCUUCCGGUCGGGCUGAAGAUGAAGUCAAGGGCCUGUUCCAGCCUCAUCAGCUCUCUUAUCAACCUGGCUUGGGGGCAGGUUCCUAGGCACCUUUCAUUCUAUUACUGUAUAAAUGGUUUGCUGCCUCACGACCAUUUUCCUUUUGCUCUGAGUCCCGUCUCUUCCCUCUCCUCCCUCCUCACCUUUUUACUAUCUAGGUCUUGAUUUAGCGAAGGGGGGAGGGGAGGAAGAUAAAAGCGAUCCGUCUGCAAAUAUUUAAGCAUAAUUUUAUGACAAAUCUAUAUUAUAUUUUUAUUUGCUGUUCAUUAAGCUGAAAAACGUGCUGCUGUGAAGUGCUGACCAUUGGGAGAAAAAAAAAUUAUGGGGUCGGGUGGUGAGAGAAUUCCCGGAGACUGGAGGGCAAGUUAUGCAAACAGCGGGGCCGUUGAAUUUGUGUACACCUUUUCUCGAGACUGCACAGUUUUAGGUGAGAGAUGCGAGAAGCGUGUUUUAAUGAUCCUCCACCUGUGAACAAGCCAUUCCAACUGAUUUCCAUUCACACAGACUGCUAGCAUGAAAGGGGGAUCAGAGUUGACUUUGUCCCUGCGUGAUAUGACUUUCUAUGAGCAGGGAACACCAAUUCCAGCUGGAAGGUUUUGCAGCUUGAUUCUUCUUCUUCUACCCCAAGAAAUGCCCUUCAGUGCAAUGGGAGCUGCUUCACAAUCCCCCCCAAUCGCUAGAUUCCAAGAAGUGUUUGGCGUAGCUACAGGCCAAGGGCUGCAACUGAAACUGCGCACAUUUGCAUUUUUAAAAAGCACUACCUUUAAAGAAAAACCCAUGCUAUUCAACAUUAAGAGGCCACAAGUCAAGGUAACCUUGCAAACAAGUCCACAGGUUAAGGACCUGCCAUUUGGUUUUGUUUACAAGCGUAGCUAUCCUUCCGAUGCAUGUUAAGUAGCAGCUGUUUGUGUCUGUAAAGAAAAAAAAUUCAUUUCCCUGCUGGGUCAUUGGGACAUUCUUAUCACAGGCAAGGAGCAAUUCAAAAGCCUGCAAAAUGGCUGCCCCAAGAUGUUUAGUAUUGUUGAUAUAACUUAGUUGGUUAAUGAAACUAGUGUGGGCUAAGCACUAGUAUGGACCAGUGCUGUGGAAUGUGUUGAAUAGAUCCACGGGUAGACCAGAGAUUUUCCAAAUAUUCUCGGGCACCCUGGAGAGGCUCAGAAUCUUACUGGGUGUUCUUCAGCGAGAAGAUCAGUAAUGAACAAACUUUCCUGAAAGAGAGCUUUGUCUGCUAUGCUUGGUCAUUCUCUCCAGUACACAACUAUGCAGACGAGGCACUGUAGGUUACAUUCCCUGUUCACAAAUGGCAACCGUAAUGCUUUCUUAGUGUUGCGAAGCAAACAUUGUGUUGGGAACCCCAUAUCUGUACCGAUACUUCUCCCAUAUAAUCUCCAUUGAGAUUGACUGCUCCAGCUAUUUCAGUAUGGGCUGUUCCUCUAGAACGAUUGGUUGUGGGUUCAAGCUGUGCACCAGAGCACAGAUCAUGAAUGGAGAAUGUUCUGACAGCAUCAGGAUACACAAACUGCAACUUCCAAGCACUAUUGAAAGUGUUAAGUGUGAAACACAAUUCCAAGAUAUAAAUUUGUGGGAAAUUUGAGCUUCAGGGUUUUGUUUUGUUUAAGAUAUCAAUAUUAUUCUUCACUAUUUAUUGCAGUUGUGAGUUGUGUGUCUGUGUGGUGGGGAACUUAUGGUGGGCUAUAAUCAGCAUUCCCUGUAAGCUGCAUGAGUACCUGUAUUGAUGCCAUGCAGAAUAGGGGCCAGCCAGCAGGGGGAGCUGUCCCAGGCGGCUCUCAGUUCACUCAGUGUCUUCGACGCGCCACACAGUACUGGGGAAGGAUUAGAGGGAUUACUGGUUAUCAUUAAUGCAUGUAGGAAGGCGCAGCUAGUACCAGGCAGCAGCUGAAGCAGGAAUAUGGGCUUUACAGCUACCUAGGCCCCAUCCACAUGGACCUAUACAUCUGGGCUGGGGACAGGACAAAACCCUUUUGAGGGUGCAACUUCACAUGGCUCCCGCCCCUAAAGCAAGGCUGCCCCAUGUUAGUUCCCCCAAAACGGGUUAUUCGAGAAUUGCGCUAUCCGUAAUUCUUUAGUUUUAACCCUGGUCGCAACCGCUCGCAAGUGAACAGCCCGCUGGAGAGCGCUUUAAUUGGCCACGCUUCCCUUUGUUGGUGGAGGUCCUGCUUAUCAGCUUCGUAGCCACACAGGGUCACAGGGAUGGCAGCAUGGCUGUGAGGGUCCAUGCCUGCCUGCCUGCAUAGCAUCGCAGCCAAGGGAGGUAAGUACCAAACAAAAUACGCGCCUCCGUGCAAAGACGCGAUGGCCACCAUCACUGCUUCCGCAGGCUCCGUUCACUGCCUGCCUCGUGCCUAUUGCACCUGCUGUACUUUUUGUGUGUGGAAGGGCCCCUUGUCAGGUCCAAGUGCGUUCCCUCAAGAGUGCACUCCUUGGGUUCUUGGUGGCAUCCAUACUAUAUGAAUGCAUGAACAUGUAAAGCUGCCUUCUACUGAAUUAAAUAUGAGUCCCUCAAACACAGUACUGUCUACUCUGACUGGCAGUGGCUCUCUGGGGCCUUUCACAUCACCUACUACCUGACCCCAUUAACUGGAUGUGCCAGGGGUUGCACUUGAGAUCUUUGGCAUGACAAGCAGAUGCUGGACCACUGAGCCAUGGCCGCUCAUGGCACUUACUCUGUGCCCCCAUGAAGUUGUUUCAUAUGAUCUAAUCUUUUUAAAGUCUCAUCUGUAUGUUUUCAGGGAUGUUCCUACAAUCGUGUCAACUAGAAAAUAAAUUUCCGCUUCAAGGGACUGAAUGUGGAAAUUCUUAAAGCUGUCCGACAUGUUGCAUUUUCAGAUGUACAACUAAAAAAAUGCAAUGUGUGAAUGACAGACAUGUGCAUUUGGAAACUCGUGCUAUAAACUCAUCAGGCAGCCAACAAUAGCUGUAGUUCGUUUUCAGGGGGCACUGUGUGAAACCAGUGGAGAGGCAGGAUGGAAAUACCCUAAAUAAAUAAGAACAGUCCCAGUAGCUUAGAGGGGCAGCCAGUUGGAGUGGCUGAAUAAGAAUAAAAGAUCUCUGAUGAAUCAGACCGGUGGUCUAGGUCAGGGUUAGGGGCACCAGAGUUGGACACCCCUGGUCUAGGUUGUCUCUUCCAGUUGACAUCAGGGCCUGCGUGAUCUGAUUCGGUCCCGUAGGCCUGCGAAAUUGAGAUAUUUCAUUGUAAAGCUGCCUUCCUUAGCUAAGGGGGUCCUGAGUCUGUACCAUCUACUGGCCUCCCAACUCCACCCCCUCCUUCCCCCAUCCCGAGAAUAAAUGGUAAGAGAGAUGAACAGGAUGGUGCUGAUAGUUUAUUAUGGGCUAAAGGGUCCUUAUGGUCACCUAGGUUUAUGCCAUCAUCGAUUUAUAGUUUUAAAAGCUAUUAAUUUAUGUGACAUUGGAUUGAUUUUAUGACUGUUUUAAAUCAUGUGUUAAAUCAUCACUUGAAAGUAAAUACUCUGCCCUUCCCCUGGCUCUGGCUGGGGAAGGGCAGAGUAUUAAAUUUCAUAAAGUGAAAAUAAACAAAUAGUCCAGCAUUCAGACCAGGUGUGCUGGGUGUGGGAGUGAUAAGCUUAGUUCAAAUACAGUAUCUCAUUCCGAAGGAGGCACCCAAGAGCUGCGACUUUUCCAGUCACCAAAUGGCCAACUUGUUCACCUCAUGUCAUUGCCUGCACAGAAAGUAGAGGGAAAAGAAAUAUCAGGGUGCAGUUGUGUGCUGGUACCACUGAACGGCUGCAGAAGGUGCAAUGUUCUGCUGUUCUUCCGCACCAGUGCCACAUCCAAAAGAGAAAUGGCCUGUCUUCUCUUGCUGGGAACUGUGGGGCCUGGCAACCAAGAGACAGCUUGUGCCUGUCCCAGAUAGAGGUUCCUGGAGUGGUUGAUUGAGAAGUUUGUUGUGAAGAACUAUACACUUCCUUGGCUGUUACACUGUGGUCCUGCAACCCCAGGAACGAACUUGACUGGGAUUGGAAAGGUUGCUGUGGGGAGAUGAGAAUCCCUGUGGUGCUUAUACUAGAUCCAAACUCAAUAUUUUUUACUCAUCAGAUGUCCAUGCAAGGAUCUUAAUUUUUGCUCAGAGCAUCUGUGCUUAAGAAAUAACCUAUCUAUGAAACAAAAGAUUGGCACUGCUUUUUUUUUUAAACAGCCUGACUAAUGUAUUGUUGAAGACUUUCCUGGCUAGACUCAACUUACUGUUUUCAGGCUGCAUAAUCAUGGCAGUUUUCUCUCCCAAAGCUUUGCCUGCCUGUGAAGAUGCCAGCCAUAGGUGCAGGUGAAACAUUAGGAGCAAAUGUUAGGAGCAAAAACUACCAGACUCUGCCCUACAGCCCAGAAAACCCACAAAAGACAACCAAAUUAGCUUUUGCCCCAACAAAAAUUGUUCCAUGUCCUCAGUCCUGUGGCUUCUUGGGCCCACACAGCAUUGGAGUGCUAUAGUGGGGGUUCAUUUUCAUUGAGGUUUUUUUUUUGAGGGGAAAAAAGAUGAGCUAUAUUCACACCUUCAGAAAUCUGCUGUCUCUCCAGCACUUCAACCAAUCCCUUUGUGUGAGACCUCAGAAUAGGUUCUGACACUACAUUUCAGGCCUCUGUGGGCUUCAAAAGUGUUGACAUCAGAGCUCAAGAAUAUUUCUCAGCCACCUGAUUGCACGAUCACUGUCCUCAUUUCCCUCAGACAGAUGUUCUAGCAUUUAAACCAUCUCAUUCUCCCCAAGUAGGUGUUGAAGGGUUAGAAACUGUCUUUCUGUGGGUUUGGUAUUGUGGCUUGUCUUAUGAAAAAGUCUUGUUCUGGUAGUAGAGCUGAAAGAAUGUCAGUGGGGAAAAUGUAUUUGUCAUGAAUCACUUAGUUACUUAGCACGGGAUUAUGGGAUCACCUUUAGCAAACUUGGAGCAUCUUGUCCCCUUUUGAGGGAGGGUUUUACUCACAAUUGAAGCUGCUGCUAUUUUAAUUUUGUUUUGUAUUUGAUAAUUAUUUUUUAUAAAAAUCUAUUAAAAUAAAUAAUCUACC
This is a messenger RNA of Sphaerodactylus townsendi, 10220 nucleotides long. RefSeq names its product pappalysin 2 (gene PAPPA2). The transcript has 22 exons. Gene Ontology annotation, molecular function: metallopeptidase activity. The record is from RefSeq and is a predicted model, not a curated record. NCBI's taxonomy places the organism in Eukaryota, Metazoa, Chordata, Lepidosauria, Squamata, Sphaerodactylidae. Bases 1 to 4917 code for a protein of 1638 amino acids.